Porites lobata is the source of this 22259-nucleotide messenger RNA. NCBI's taxonomy places the organism in Eukaryota, Metazoa, Cnidaria, Anthozoa, Scleractinia, Poritidae. The record is from the annotation of a GenBank genome assembly.
AUGGGAUUCAAGAUCUUCAAGGAAAUUAUGGGAGAGGAACUAUUCAAGAGAAAGAUGGAAGAGGCUGAUGAGGUAUAUACUCGUCAAAUCAUUAAGAUUUCACCAAAAUAUUUUAACUGACUGAAAGCUGACUGACCUUUUGAAUUGUACGGGUUGAAGAGAAUCUGGUUUGUUUAGCACCAAGAAAUUGGUUUAUUUGAGUUGUCAUACAAAGAAAUAUCCAAAGUAUUGUUCCAUAACAUGUACGUUACAAUAGGCCAUCAUAUCACAAUACUAAUAAAAAAAGGAGGCUAAUUUUCAUAAACACGGUCCCAGUCUUCAAGCGAAUUUCGGACCUAUCAAGUUAGUGAGUCAAAUUUUCGGCAAUCAUUGUUCGUUGUAUCGUUUGGAAAAACACGGAGGGAGUGCCACAAAAAUUCUACGGGAGUUAUAAAACACACCCUAUAUGAUCUCAUCAGUACAACACAGCAUCACUCUUGCAACAAGUCACCCGUUAAAUCGUUCGUAACUCUCGUCGAAUAAAAACGAUAAAUUCACUGAUUUAGUCCUGUCUCUUUAAGCCCCCUCCAGAUUCUGGACCCUUCAGUGCAUCACAAAUGAAGCUCUUUGUUAAGAAAUAUGAAAUCGCCUACGCCUUGAGGACAUUGGCAACGCAAAAACAAGGGACUUCUCCUGAUGUAGUCGGGGCUAUAGGUGCCGUAACAGUCUUGAAUAACCCACUCCUCCCUGCUCACGACUUUUUCGCAGAAGGACACGUGUUCCCAGUGCGUUUGCGUCACAGUAACUUUAUGGCAACUGAUGAUGCACAACUGGACAUUAGAACAGUUUCUUUAAAAUUUGCCGACUGUGACUCGGAGGCCCCUUUUGAUCUGAUGAUGCAAACGGGCGAAGAGGCGGCAUUUUGGAGCAUUUUUAGCUUUGACAAGAUGUUAUCAGCCUUAAAGGAGGGUCCAAAAGCUUUUAAAGAAUAUUGUCUGGAAGAUCCUUGGCAGUAAGUCUUGAUUAUAGAUUUCAUUUCUUUAUUAAAUGUAUCUCCCUGACCUUAUUUAAAAACAUCUUUUUUGCCCCGACAACACUGAUAAGGCAAUUAAUUGCUAAACAGUGCCGCCUUUUUCUGGAUUUCCAGCUGUCUACCAGGAUUUGAGUGAGCGCAAUGAUUACCCUGUCGAAAAAGCCAUUGUCGAUUUGCCAAUCAGGGUGAAUCUAUUUUCGGUACUUCUUUGAGUCCUUUGGGGGCCCAGGACAAGGAUUAGAUGACGUUUGCGACGCAGGCUAUUAUUAUCAUUAAAUCCGCAUCAAUUUUUAUUAUUUUCAAAUUCUUAGUUUCUACCUAGCCAUAGCCGUUUUUCGCCGAGCACCAAAAUCUUUUACCGAUCAACGGUAUUACUCGUGGAUGGUUUUUGAAUACAAAGCCAAGGAUGGCAAGCCACGUUACGCCAAAUUUCGCCUCGUUCCCGCGGAUAACAGAGUGGAGACUGGACUGAUGAUAGAACAAGAACAAAGGACUCCUUGGUAAGAUUGAAAGAACUUGCCUAUAUGAAAUGUUAGUAACUGCACUUUUCAAUAACAUGCCAAUUCUUAAGUCAUGUAACGAUCACUUUCAUAAUUUUUGUUAUCUGAAACCACAUUUGCAGGGACAAUUGGAGAUCAAUAGGGGAAAGAAGACCAGAGAACUACUUAACUGCCGAGUUUGAAGAACGAAUAUCGUGUGAAGGUAUACAAUACAAGCUUCAAAUACAACUCCAUGAAAUUCAACCAGGCGACUCCCACCUUAUACUUCACGCGGCAAGAGCCUGGGAUCAAGACACUCACCCUUGGCUAGACCUUGCUGAUGUAAAAUUGACGUCACUAUUGCCGGGUGACGUAGUUAAGGACACGCAUACCUCAUUGACUAAUGCCCCACCGUCCAUUUCGCUUCCUCCUGCCAAGACUAUUUACGACUACAGCUCCCUGGCAUAUCUGGGAACUAAAGUCAGCAUCGUCUCAAGCGAAUUGAGUGUCCCGAAAUCCCCUGUAAAAGAAGAUAUAUCAAUCUACUGCAUUUCUGUGACAACUGGAAACAGAAAAGGAGCUGGUACUGAUGCUAACGUGACCCUCACAAUAACCGGUAAGGGUCACAAUUAUUACGAUUAUAAUAAAGCAGGGGUGGUGCAGUGGCCAGAGCAACUCGCCUCAUCACCAGUGUCACCACCCUAAUUCAAAUCCCAGUGUGACGCCAUACAAGUAUAUGGGUAUAGCUAGUUGCUACUAUAAUUGCAAAUCUUAGUUCCAAACCUUACCAUUUGCCAGUUUCAAACAGCUAAUAUCAAUACACAAUUUCAGAUCCUAGGCGAACAACUAUACCCUUUGGCGUCGCAUACUGUAUGCCUAUAUCUUAUAUUGCACGCAUUUUAGGCAUCCUACUGAUGAACAGUUGCGACACGUAGAUAUAUAUUUUUUAGCAACUAAGAUAAUUUGCAUUCUGUCUACUUUGAAUUGUGUGGCACCAUGUUACUAAUCAAGUGUUACAAAGGUUAAACUGCCGAUCCAUGCAAUGCCUCCUGGCGACAGAGCCAGGGAAGAUAUCCCAAAAUUUGAGACGAGCAAUGUUUGUAUCAGGUUAUGACACUGAGUCCACAUUCUUAUUCUGAUGAUGAAUGUCUCUUACAAGCCUCUAUCAUUUCAAUUCCUUAGGAACAAACGGAAGAACAAAACCCCUUUUGAUGGACAAAUGGUUUCACAAUGACUUCGAAGCGGGGACUCAAGAUACAUACACUUUGGAAGGAGAGGAUGUGGGCGAGCUAUUGAUGAUUAAACUGGAUAAUGACAAGAACGGUCUGUUUAGCGACUGGUUUGUGGAGAAAGUGUUAAUAACCUGCAGCCAGAAUCCUCAGAGGCUGUACGAGUUCCCCUGCCAUCGCUGGGUGCAAAGCGAAUCUGUUUUCUUUGAAGGAAAAGGUAGGUUUUUUUGUUUUGUCUUUAUACCUAUUUAGCUCCGUGCGUUAGGAAAAUUGAAUCAUGCUUUCAUGCGAUAACAAAGGAAUAUAUAUACCUAUGGCAAUGAGUUACCGAUCGGGGAAGGAGUUUUUCUCUAUAGUGGUGCGUCUACUGGUACUCUAAGCCCUUCUCAUAAAUAAGGACAUGUUCUAUCCUGGAGCCCAUCCUAUCCUAACUUUAAUGCUACCAUACUCGUCACAUUGGAAACAGUGCUUGUCACUUGCACCCCUCUACGUAUCGCCAACUUCCAAAAACUGCCAGACUCGACAUUGGGAAAAGGAGAGAAGGAUAGCAUACUAGGAAAAGAUGCAAAAAUGGGCUGUGAAGAUAUGGUUUGGAAAAAUCCUCAGCUUUAGCCUGCGACGAGUAUUAUAGAUUCCUUUUCCCGUCAAAGAGUUGAUUUCAACCAGUAUGUUUUGCAGAUCUGUGUAUUAAGCUUGCAUGGAGUAAGAGCUGAUUCAAACCUCAACUAAUUAUUCCUUUUCAUAGCAAUGACAGUCACUCAUGAGCAGCACGAAGCCGUGAAAAAUCAAAGAAAGCUGGAACUUCAACAAAGACAAGAAAUCUUUCAAUGGGCAGAUGAUCCUACUUUAUACCACCUACCAGGUUGCAUGAAGGCUGAAAUAAGCACUCUCCCAAAAGAUGUCCAGUUCACACAAGAAGGAGCAGACGACCUCCAUAAUGCCAGACAGAAAGCGCUAGCCAAUCUUGGGCUAAUUAAAUUAUUUAAUCUCUUUGAUUCUUGGGACGACUUUGAUGACUAUCGCAAGGUAUAGAUACAAGAUGUCUUUAUAAAACACAUCCCUUUCUUACUGCUGUUUUACUAAACGCUCCUUUGAAAGAAAACUAUUGGUUUUAGUUAAAUACAUAGCUUCACAAAGUCUUUUACGUUUUACGACAGAAGAAAUUAGAAAAUAGCCCCACAUGGAAUGGCACGAGACAUCCAAUACGUUUUCAGUGUGCGGCUGAGGGCUAGUAUUGUAACUGUAUGACUCUACUUACCGUAAGUCUAGACACUCGCUAGGUUUUGAGAAAUUCCUGGGCCAUGGGUAAGUGGAAGCUAAUAUCUGUGGCAUCAAUGAGCUUCAAGUUCUCCGCCACAUUAGAAAUUAAAAGCCUAAUACAGACCAUGGCAUGACGAAAUAUGUGCCAAGAGCGGAAAAAAAUUGACCACGUACAGUAUUCUAGAGCGAGCUAUUUCCUUUAGGCUGUUCUUCUUUUCUUUCUUCUUUUCCUUCCACUUUGUUCGCCGCUAAUUUGCUUCGCAUUUGGAUUCGUUUUUGACGGAACGCAAGAGUGCGAAUCUGUGACGACCGGUUUGACAGCUUUUGUCUUUUCGAUACUGGGAGCUCAAACCUGCAAGGAAAUCUCUCAGUCGUGAUUACCUCAUCAAUAUUCAGAUAUUAGCACAACUGAACAAAUUACAAUACAUCAAAAAUGGGCGACAAACGUGGAAAAGAUAGUGAGAUUCAAGUAAAGGCAGUCAACGUGAUCGGUAUAGUGUCCUGGUGUUACGAAUCUUCCUGAUCCUUUCUAUCACCAAAUGAAGUCCAGCAAAGGAAUCAAAAAAACGAUUAUCAAUAUUAUAUAGAUUUGGCAAGUCCGGCCCAAAAGCGGAGCUUCCGUCAAUAUACUUAUAAUUUCAUUAAAGCAAUUAGCUUUAGGUGCCCACUUUCAACUUUUGAGGGAUGGGUUGGAAUCACCAAGACAUAACCAAUAAAAUGCCACAGCAAGAAAUAAUCCUUUUGUUUCAGGCAUUUGUCGCGUUUGUUGGUGAUGUUCCGUCAGCUGCCGAACGCUGGCAAGAUGACCGUUUUUAUGGAUCACAGUUCUUGAAUGGCUGUAACCCAGACACGAUCAAGCGUUGCAUAGAAUUGCCAUCAAAGUUUCCUGUCACUCAGGAACUGGUUGGAAAUUUGCUGGACGAGAGCGAUACCUUGCAGAAAUCGAUGGAGGUUGGUUUUCUCCAUAUUUUGUUGGGAAAAAAAAUGAGAAAAAUGAAAUUAUAAAAAAGGAAAGUAGAACAAAUUAUUAAAUCAAAGGCUGACCAGAUGACUCUUAAUAAAAAACGAAUUCUUAAAUAAUGACGACUCCUAACCUGGCACACUGAUCCAGCAAUGGCACAGCACAUCUAUCAAAAGGUCAGGCAGGUUGUUGAGCCAGUCCAGUCCAUCAGACUGUUACAAAAGGAUUUCACCCACCCAAACUAAAGUUUGGUGACAAAUUAGGGAGUUUAAGCCAAGACAUUUUUGAGUGCAUGUCAACCGGAAGUGAGAACGUUUCUCUUGCCUUGACUCUCGCAAGUCUUUACGCUGAUAGAGACGAUUUGCCCAAAAACUUGCCCAAAACCACUGGCCAAGAAAGCAAAACAUCCACUUCCGUUUGACGUGUAUCGCUUAAAAACUUAUUUGUUUUAAGCUCCCUCAGUUAUCUCAUCCCAACGCAUUCUUGGAGUGUAAGGGUGGUAGAACAAGCACUUAUCUUAUCAGCUCAGAUCAUAGAACCACAUUUUUUAGGAUGGCCGUGUGUACUUGGUUGACUUUGAGAUUCUCGAAGACAUUCCACACUAUGGCCAGAAGGAUGAGUCAUUGGAGAGGCGUUACACCUGCCCAGCUAUGGGCUUGUUCUACGUCAGAGGCAAUGGAGACAUUGUUCCCAUAGCAAUACAGUUUCAUCAGGUGCCCAGCGAGACCAACCCAAUAUGGACGCCAAACGAUACGGAAAUGGACUGGAUCUACGCAAAAAUGUGGCUGCGGAAUGCUGACACGCAGUGGCAUCAAGUAAGUGUAUCGUUGCUUGACCAUUGCCUUAUCCCGUUGUUAAAAUCUCCUCAACAACCCUGCCAGUUCAGAUAUGACUUGAGAAAAAGGACUAAGAUCUGGUUCAUGUGGGGAACGACUGUGUACGUUAGUGGAUUUGAUAACACUUUUACUACUUAUUUCAUCCCCUGGAAUUCCAAUGGCGCCUUUUCUUACUCUUUCCAAGGGCGUCUCCUUUCUAUUACGUGGCACACGUUGUAUCUAGCACUCCCGGCCGGUUCGCGCAAUGGCUGCACCUUUUACAAGGAAGGUGUAUUUUGCCGUUUUUCGAUAUCCAAUACACCUUUUACGCCUGAAUUUAGAUCCGUUAAUGUCAAGCUGAAGUAUGGCGUUAAAUCUCGGUGUUAUAUUACUUUAACUUCAUUUUGUUAGAUGAUCACACAUCUUCUCCGCUGUCAUCUGUUCAUGGAACCGAUUGCUGUAGCUUGUUGGCGACAGCUUCCUUCAUUGCAUCCGUUAUGGAAGCUACUGAUACCUCAUAUUCGAGGGGUUAUAGCCAUCAACACUCUUGGCAGAGAAAGGCUGAUUCCAGCUGGAGGUGUGGCGGAUAACACUCUCAGUGUGGGUGGAGGAGGUAUACGUUUUUAAUAAUUAUGUACAUACAAGAAAACGAGAAUGGUGGUGGAACUUAAUGACGCGCCAGUUUCUCAAUCAAUCAACGGUACAGGCAAAACCAUUCGAGAAUAAAUUUCCAGAGGGGGUACUCGUACGUAACCGUAAUAAAGAGAGAAGGUAUUUGAACCCUUUGGGACUGUAAUUCGUUUAGCCCUGAAAAAGAGUAUAAGGGUUUGUGCUCUGUGUAAACAGGGUCUCGUGACAGGUAGAAGAACUCUUCAGGUGUAAAAUGGGAGAAGAAAAAUCAUCUAUUUUGUUCUGAAAUAGUGAAUGGAAAUCACGUAUUUUGGUCUGAAAUAGUGCAGGGAAUUUUUAAAUUUUCGUAAAAUAGGGUGAGUGUUUUAGAAAGCAUAGCGCACACCCAACUCAAAACUUUCGGGGGGACCAUGCACCUCCCCCCGGGACUAAUUUUCACGCGUUUAAUUCCGCGAUUAGUAGAUUUCUUUAUUAGUUAAGUCACCCAAUACAAUGAUAGGCUAAAUUCAGCCACAAUACUUAAGACUCAUAUUUUGGCGCCAGAUGAUUUCUUGCUACUUUCAUCUUGACGCUUGCUAGCUUAUUUGUUCCCGAAAUCAGCAUAAAGAAAAUGAAAUGAAACCAGGGUCAAAACGUUCUAAGCUCCAUUGAAGUGCAUGAUACCAAAAAAUAGUACACUGUAGCUCUAUUGCUGCUAUAUUUUUGUUCACUUAGUUAAUCGCCAUUUUGCUAGGUCACAUUGAUUUGAUGAAGAAGUACUACAAGACCAUGAAUUGGUCCUCCUACGAUCUGCCAAAAGUUUUAAAAGACAGAGGCGUGGAUGACGCCGAGAAGCUUCCCAACUUCCAUUACCGUGACGACGCCUUGAAACUGUGGCACUCCAUAAAAGGGUAUAUCACCAAGAUUCUCUCAUUUUAUUACCAUUCAGAUGAAGAUAUACAGCAGGUAGGUAAUGACAAAGGGUGGGAAGCGGGAUAAAUAGGACGAAAAUACGCAACAACGCCUAUUACAAGUGGCCUAUUACAAAUGGGGUGGAAGCUGGAAAUGCAAGGUUCGGGAGGCGGGAGGCUUAACUCUCUGUACAUCAUUUGACGCCAAUCAAUUGACACCCAUUGACCAUAAUUUUUUCCAACAGGACACAGAGCUGCAAGCGUGGAUUCUUGAUCUUCAUGACAACGGCUACUCAAUCAGAGAAGACGAAAGUGAUCAUGGCGUCCCUAAAUCCAUUACAACCGCUGACCAACUCACUCAUCUGCUCACCAUGAUGAUUUUCACCUUCUCUUGUCAGCACGCAGCCGUCAACUUUUCUCAGAUGGAUACCUUCGGUUUCCCGCCAAAUUCUCCGGCCCUGAUGCGGCAACUUCCACCAUCAGAAAAAGGCAAGUUGUCAAUGAAAGAUAUGAUGCAAAGUCUUGCCACGAAACACCAAGCAGGAGUUACAAUAGCGACGGUGUACGAUUUGACUCGUAUCUUUCCUGAUGAGGUAAGCAUUUCUUUGAUUAUAUUUUUUAGUCUACCGAGUCUUUCGUGGUCAUCAAUCUCCGACAAAAAUUGCUCGGAAAAAAGCAGGAAACGUCUUGCUACCAUAGCAAAGCCUAGAAAAUGGUUCAUUUUUCAUGAUUUGGAUUUAAUGCCGUUUUGAAGGGGGGCACCGUUAAUUCAGCCUUCUGCAACGCCGAAUGUCCCAUUGAUUGAUGACUAAGAUAACUAUUCGAUACCAUUAUGAUCAUUGAAACCACAACUCAAUACUGACUUAAAUUAAGUAAAUAAAAUGACGUAAUCAUAUAUACAGGACAAGGGAGUGUCCGAGAUUGAGUGAUGGUAUCUUUCCAAAUAGUUCUUUGUAUCUGACUGGUUUGUGAGUAAUUUUGAUAUUACUGCAUUACCUAUAUGUUUUUGUUAUUCCCUUCAAGCGUUUCCUUGGUGACUACACUGACGGGGGUUUUACUGACAUGGCGGCCAGAGAGGCUAUUUUACGCUUCCAAGGAAAACUCAAUCGCAUUUCGCGAUCCAUUAAGUUACGCAAUGAGUCAUUGGAAGUUCCUUAUACUUACCUGCUUCCAGAAAGGGUACCAAACGGAAUUGGCAUCUAGAAGACCAUGUAUAUUUGUAAUUUACCAUACAUCACUGUACAUAGAUAAAGAGUAAUCACUUUAACAUCAUGACUAACUAUAUAAUGCUUUGUUUGUAAGAUUUACUACAGGUACCGUUUACUUCGCUGCGUUAUUAUACAUUGUACUUACUAUCUGUCUUCUCACUGUCUAAGAGGCUACCCUUAAUUUUGCGAAUCAGUGCAAUCUUAGUACAAAUUAGUUAGUUACCUGCGAGUAGAUAUCUGACUAAACCCGUAGGAUUCGAGCGCAAAGCAUUUUUUCCAAGAAUAAUGUCAAGCUGUUCUCCAUAUGUGUUUGUUGUUACUUUCUUCCAAACAAUGUAUAAUAAUACCAUUUAUUAGAUUCGGUCGAGGUAAGUGUUAUCAGCCGAGGCCGAUAACACUUACCUCGACCGGAUCUGACAAAAAACCCCGUCCACUUUAUCAUAGAGAUAACUGGCACCUUGGAAUUUUUAACGCAAACGGUAAAAUCAGGUUACCAGUUCCAUGUUAUGAUAUUUUUAUAUAGUUUACAAAUUUCACCCAACAUCUCAAAACAGUAGUUCUUUGCGAAGUCACAUGACUGAAUAACAAUAACACUGUUUCCCGGCAAAGGAGAGAGGAGACAUUGCUUUUUUUUUCGUGAGCUAAAUGAAAAUUACUUAAAGACUAGUCCUUCGGAAAACUAGUCAUAUUUCUUUUCCUCGAACCUAAAUGUUUCCCCGGACUUCUUGGACACUGGGAUUCUCUGGACCAGUCAAACGUAUAAAUAUUUGUUCUAAAAUAUUUCCGCUAAAUCGCACGGCCUUCAUCAGUCAAAAGUCCUUGGUGGUUGCACAACAAUCACGUUAUAUCGUCUUUCUUUAACGACCUCAUCCUAAAGAUGGAAGGGAAGAGGAAGGGAAUUUAAGGACAAGGUUCACAAAACGAUACGAAAUCGACGCCUGGAUAUUGCUGAACCUGACUUCCAACUUCCGACUUCCGUAUUGCUGGUUUGCAGGUGACGUCACGGCGGCAAUGCUGGUGGUCAAUAACAAUAGCAUUUUUCCCCUCUGGGAACUAAACUCUAUUUUCAUGUAAAUUCUUAGAGAAAAAAUUCUAUUGUAUUGACCCCCCACAUUGUCGCCGUGUCACGUGGUUGCAAACCAAGAAUAGGACGCGGCUAAAGUGGCCAGCAGUGAUGUAAAUUUAUUGGAACCUUUUUUACAUAAGAAAAAUGUUAAUAUCCCACAGGACUGUUUUGAGACACCAACAUGGCCGCCUUUUCGUUGUUUUAGGACACCAAUAUGACGGACGUGACGUCAUAUUGAGAAAGACACUGCGAUCAUGAAACUGUACAGCUCUGUUCUGACGUCACUACUGUUACUUUAUGUAUCACAGUUGUUUAUUUUAUUUCAUAAUAUAUAGAUUUAGCCAGGGGUAAAAGCGAAGCUCCCAUUAAUAAAUUUAUUAUUUAAAUCAAACAAUAAACUUGGAAUCCACAAAUCAGUUAACUUAAGGGCAAAUUCAUGUGACUUUUGAGGGAAAGGCUAAGUGAUUUUAGAGUGAAACAUCUUUCAUCUAGUUGAUAGCCAUAUGUGUAAAGCCAAAAAAUAGCAAUCAUCUUCUAUCACAUUCAAGAGCCAUAAUCAGCUCUUGAUCACAGUAGAUUAGGCCUGAAAAACAAUUUCUUGGAAAACAAAUCAGGCCGAAUGUUUUGCUUUCGACAAGUUUACCAGUUUACAAAAUCUUGCCAACAAAUUCGGGGGUGUGUAAACCAACCUUUUAUACUUUUAAUACAUCACAUCUGAGGUGAAACAGUACUAUUUAUCAUACAGACCUAAAUGUUUGUUUCAAAGCAGGACAGGGUUGUUAAUCUUAUUCUUAUCAGCUGCAACAUUUAUCUGAGGAAUACCAGAGAAUAAAUAUGAAUUAUGGGGAUAUAUAAAAUCGAACAAAAACGUCCGGAAGACUCGCGCUUCGCGAACAAUGAAUCUUGAAUUAUGUAAAUUUCCUCGCGUGCAUGUUACUCGCUUCCGAUUGGUUCAAAGACAAUCAGCUACUGUCACAGCUCACGCAUGCGCGCUAUCGUGACACAGUCCCUUUAAUGCUGGACAUGCACUAUCGUCAAUGUUUCCUUUAGGAUUAGUUUUGUUUGUAAAAUUAAAGGCUGGUCAUCACCAUCUUCUCUCAACAACACUAACAUGCAUUCAAGGAAGUUCUUAACAAUUAUACCAUCUAUUAUUGAUCACAAGUUAUGAAUAACUUCAAGUACCUUUAAAUCAUGCAUGACAUAAGAAAAAUACUCGAGUUCAAUUAAAGCACAAAUUCUCAUCAUUAAACUUUAAAAAAGAUCAAAUACAGGCAUUUCAAAUCGAGAUUCGAGUCACCGCAAAAACACAAACAAGAUAGUCUAAGCAUCAAACCUAAAACUCACAACCACCUGAGUUUGACCAAAGCUCAAAUUAAAAGUGCAAUUACUCUGUUUACUAAAAAUACCUGAUUCAUGUGGUUGCACUCCUCAUACCCUUAAAACAAUUAACUUCACAGAUUUAAUCAGUGUAAAAAUAUCCACUACGAUCCACACUUAAAAGCUGAACAGUGACUGAACUGAGCUGUUUCAGUGCGAUCAGGCUUAAGAAAUAGUGAUCUCCAUCAACAUUCUCCAUGAACAUUACACUUUCACACAAUUAGCAGUUAUUGACAAUUUAUAAAAUGAUCGAAUGAUCGGUGUCGAUCUUAACACGGGUACGUUUUGGUGCUAAAAUAAAAAUAGACUUACCCCGCUUCGGCUGAGGUUUAGAAAAUUGAGAAGGACUGAAGAGCAUCAACGUACAGCUGAAUCCAGUCAGUGCAAAAUUAAAUAAAGCUUUAAUCCGUAAAUCAAUUUUUGGUUUAUGAAAUUUUACUCACUUUUACUGACAGUUCAUAGCCACUGGCUUUGGCAAAAUAAAUUUUACUGUUUUCUUAAAAGGGAUUCGAUAAAAUUGAAAAUAUCCACUACGAUCCACACUUAAAAACUGAACUCUGACUGAAUGAACUGUUUGCGAUCAGGCUUAAGAAAUAGUGAUCUCCAUCAACAUUCUCCGUGAACAUUACACUUUCACAUCAUUAGCAGUUAUUGAGAAUUUAUGAAAUGAUCGAGUGAUCAGUGUCGACCUUAAAACGUUUUUUCGCUAAAAUGAUAAUAGGUAUCCAUUUGAAGAUGAUACAAAGGAACACAAAAUAGACUUACCAAGUCUCGGCCGAUGUUUAGAAAAUUGAAAAGGGCUGAAGAGCAUCACCGUUCGGGCUAAAUCCAGUCAGCGACCCUUAAUAAAAAUAAUUUAAGCUUACAUAAUCAACAACUACGUGAAUUCCCGAGUUUCUGACUCGACGGUCAUCCGCCACCGUCAGGAAAUCAUACGAUAUUGCUUCUCGAACGAAUCCCUCAUUUUAAUCCCCAAUUCAGUAAUCCAGGACCAAGUACCUUUUCCAGAUCUUCUCCGCACGACGAAACGCUUUUUCUGACUUCUCUGGCCGCUUCCCGCUAUAUUUUCUAGUAGUUGGAGGGAAUUUAGUCCUUCUUUGAUCGCUUCAAACCCGCUUUCGUCUGCAUUCCAUCGGCGUAUUAAAGGUAAGAAGAGUCGUUUUUCAACAGAAUAGAAAUUAUUUCUAUUUACUUUUGUCAGUUCUUUGAAAACUGAAGAAGUGUACGCAUUUGGAACGAGAUAGAAUUAUAUAAGAGUGGUGAAAAAAGUAGAGCAUUUGUAGCUAAUAAUUUGUACUUCAGUUUGAAAUACGGAUUAGCUGGUGUGUCUCGCGUUUGAGAUUUAUGCAACUGGUUCCCAAAAGUCAAACUCAGGUGACUGCUACCGCAGAGAUGCCAAUCUACUCGGAAUUAUAAGUAAGAAAAACCCCUAGUUUAAAGCCAAAACUAGAAUAAGUCAAUGAAACGGCAAGUCGUUCAGUAAAUAUGUACAUGGGACUUUUCGGCCCAGCGGUAUGAUUGUUUCCACGAAGGAAGUUUAUUCCUACAAAACACCGGCGUCAUUCGGGUCCAUUCCCAGUUCAGUGAACAUGAAUGACGUGUCUUUUUCUAAACUGAACAUUGGAAUAUGACGUCUGGUCUAAAAUGCUAAAUCUCGCCAAUCAUCGUCAGUUUAUUCAUUUCCAAACUAUGUAAUGAUAACAGUUUUUUGGAAAAAUCAUAAACGAUGGCUUUUUUUUAAAAUCAUGCACAGAUGGCUUUUAAUAGACACUAAAAAUGAAUACCCCCGACUCUAAAAAUACUCAAAACCGUCCAUCCUUUUCUUGCGGUCUCCAUUAUGUAAGGGCCGUCACUGGGUGACCAAUGCUAAACAACGCCGGGAAUAGCUUUCAAAAUUUAACCUGAUGUUCUGAACUGGACUGUAUCUUUACCGCAGUUGAUUUACUUUUGACUAAUAUCAAACAAAAACUAUAAUCUUCUGAUACGAUGUCAAUGAUUUGGCAAAGACUGCCUUCUUAUGUUUAAUACAUUUUACAAGUGCGCUAGGAUCAAAGAGAGUUCUUUCAAGCAAAUGUCAACACAACGAAUGAUCUAGCGGGUGAACGGUUCCUUACCUCACGAUUGGAAAAGUGUCAAAAUGUCGAGAUUUCACGGUUCUAUGACUCGUACAGAAAAUUGACCAUUGAUUAGAGCUAACAAGCAGCAUAACAUUCAUUUGACUGCUGGUUGCGUCACAGAGAACAGUACCUCGCAGUUUCCGUGGUAAGUACGCUGCUUCCUUUUCAGUUACAUAAUCAACUACUUCCAUUUUCUAAAGUGUAUCUCAGUGUUCGUGGCUGAAGCAGCAGUCGGUUAAUUGGUGAUUAGGCUAGUGCUCGGAGCUUGUCUUCCACAUAGCCAUAGGGUAAGUUCGAGUUUUCGUUCCCAGAAGCUCAUAUGUAAGUUGUGUUUGCGUUUGCGUUUGCUGAUGAUUCUCGUCCCUGCAAGCGAUUGUCUACAGCAUAAGUUUGGGGCUAACUGCUUGAACGGCAGAAAUCUUAAUGUGAGAACAGUUGAGGUUCAGCUUGAUUCUGUAGCCGAUACUAAACUACCUGGCAUAAAGAGAGACAACUGUUUUAAAUAACGGUAUCGAAUAUAGGAAAGCGACUUGGCCUCUUGAAAAGAACAGAUAAAUUUCUGUGACUGAAAGCUGAGAAGUUUGUUUUACAACUCACUUAUCCAGCUAAUACUUGACUACGGGGGUUACUUGGGGACAUGAAGCAAACCGAAGCCGCCCGUCCAAGAGGUAAUCAAUUUACAGAAACGAUGCGCCAGAGUAAUCCUAGAGAAAAAAUGAGACACCCCCUCGGGGCCUUUAUUUAGAGACAUUAACGUCAUGCCAUGAUUUAAUAAAAGACAAGAACGCGCUUACAGCACAUUCAGUCUCGCUUGCUUGGAGAUUAGAUAGAGAAAGCUUAGGAUAACUGUAUAGGAAUAUUUUUAUUCAUAAAAGUGGCCCUGUCCUUUUGACCGGUAUUAUCGGAGAAAAUGGUACCGUCCAGCGGGACAUCCUGAGUUUUAGCAACAUUUGUUAGGAGGUAUAUCAUAUCUGGGUUUUUAUUGCUAAACGGUGAUUCUUUAGGUCUCCAAAAGGCCAGGGUAACUAAACAGGAGUGUUUUUUGUUUUCGUAAAAAAUGCCUUGUCCUUUUGGCCUGUCUUAUCUAAGAAAAUAGUACCGCCUAGCAGGACAUCCUGAACUAUGUCAGCAGUUGCUUGCAUGUAUUACUACAUGACUACCAAUUAUUGUUGAUGAGUGGAGAAAAUACACCUGAAAAUAAAGCUUGAAAGCAACUCCAAACUCGUCGUGCUCCGUAAUAAUUAAGUAACACAAGAAAUCUAACGAGGAAAUUAUUUUAUCUCAGGUAAUUUUUAUUUUUCAUUUGUUUCAACGUCAUUAGCAUUCAUUACCAUAUCCCAAAACAAAAGAAAAACAAAAAUUACCUGAGAUAAAAACCUAACUUUCAAAACACUUUCAAGUGAGACAAACCAUGAAAAAUUAAACACAAGCUUGCUGAGCAAAUUUAGGACGUCCUGCUGGGUUGUACUAUUUUCUUAGCUUAUACCAUUCAAAAGGGCUAGAUAAUUUUCAAGAAUAAAAACCACUCCUGUUUGGUUAUCCUUGGAUUUCACAUGUCAAACCAGAAAAAGGGUUUUGCACUUCCCCAUCAUUGUGUCACCUGAGCACUCCCUAUAGAGUGUCCCCAGAGUGGACAUUCUUCGGUGAUAGCAACAACAAGGAAUGAAUAAAACUAUCUUUGUUCAGCUGUCCCCAGCUGGUAGGAAAAAGCCUUCAGAGGGCAAGGUAUGUAUUACAAUGUAACAACAACAAGCUGCGUGUCAUGUAGUAAUACAUGCAAGCAAUUGCUGACAUAGUUUAGGAUGUCCUGCUAGGCGGUGCUAUUUCCUUAGAUAAUACAGGCCAAAAGGACAAGGCAUUUUUUACGAAAAAAAAAGCACUCCUUUUUAGUUACCCUAACCUUUUGGAGACCUAAAGAAUCACCUUGAAAACAAUAAAAAACCAGCUAUACCUCCUAACAAAUGUUGCUAAAACUCAGGAUGUCUCGCUGGACGGUACUAUUUUCUUCGGUAAUACCGACCAUAAGGACAGGGCCACUUUUAUGAAUAAAAAUAUUCCAAUACAGUUAUCCUAAGCUUGUACAAACCCACAGAAAUCAGGUUCUACAACACCGUUUAACACAGAAAAAAACUCAGAUAUGAUAUAACUGCUAACAAAUGUUGCUAAAACUCAGGAUGUCCCGUUGGACGGUACUAUUUUCUUGGAUAAUACUGGCCAAAAGGACAGGGCUACUUUUAUGAAUAAAAAGGUACCCAUAGAGUUAUCCUAAGCUUGUAGAAACCUGCAGAAAUCCAGUCCUACAACACAGUUUAACAAUGGAAGCUAGAGGUGAUGUACAUGCCAACAAAUGUUGCUAUAAUUUGGGAUGCCCUUUGGCCGGUAGUAUUUUCUUCGGUAAUACCGGCCAGCGGGACAAGACCAAUUGAUAAGACACUUAUAGAAGGAUUGCUUGCUAUACAGGACCAAGAACACUUCAAAACUCACAAUAAACGCAAACUUCGUCAACAAUACCGUAAAUCACGCUUCUCUGGCGAUAAAACGGCUCCUUUGGCUGUCAGUUUGCACCACGCUUGAGCCGCCAUAUUGGAUGUUUUCGAGAAUUUCCGAAGUCGGCCCGAAUCGGAAACUCGUUCCUAGUACUCCUCGGCUGUCCUUUUGGAUUGUAUAAUUUCGGCACCACCUUUCCUCCAGGACUCCCAAAGUAGUUAGAAAGUGUGAAAGUAAACAUUGGUUUUCCUGUGGUGCGGACGGACGGUCGGGCGGGCGGUCGGUGGGUCGGUGUACGGUCACGUGAUUACCAAAUUUUCUGGGAUGGGUAGAUUUACUAAGCUAUGGGGCUCCAGCCGCGCACGUGGAGCUCCGCUAUAAAAACCGCAAUACAUAAACAAUCUUUUAAGCAUAAUUUGAAUGAGCAGAAUAAUAGAAAAUUAGUAUCACUUAUCGGAUAUGCAUAACAGUUGUAUCGAAGUUGUGGCAGGAAUGGUACACUAAAUACAAAAAGUCACGGUUAUCAUUUAUAUAUGACUGAAAUUAUCAUGACAAAGUUUGUUUAAUUUUGCUAUCAACAAUGAUUAUUUAUAAGGUUAAACUCAGAUUGCCUUUUAUAUUUGCAAAUAUAGCUUGUUUACAGCCGCCCCUCAAGUCAAACAAACUCGGAUAGAGAGAGGGGAGGGGAGAGUCAGGGGAUGUCUCCGGUAAUGUACCCACGCUCGGCUAUGCAAACAGAUGAAUUUUCGUGGUAUCGAGCACAAUUCUAGACUGCAAAACAGUCCGUAUUUUUGCGUAUUCAAGUACGUGCGAGCAGUCAAACAAAAGGUCUGGAACAAGGCUGAAAACAUAGAGCGAGCUCGCUCGCGCGCUUCGCGCACGCAAGACUCUUACGCCACGCUUUACCGAUUUCUUUACUGAUUUUGAGAAAAAAACCGACUGUUUUGCAGUCUAGCACAAUUCGAGCACACUGAUAUAGAGGUGCAAGCAGGAUUUUGAGCAGAUUCUUACACUCAAACAUUGCUGGUAGACAGAACAAGCCAUUUUACGAUUUAUUCAACUAGUACACAGACCUUUACGCCCAGGUCGGCGUGAUAAGCUUGGGUAUCCUGCGUGAGAGUUCACAGCUCUCCUGCAAACAGUACCAAAAGACUUGGUAGUUAUAUCCUAUUUUAAUGCUGGUCAAUCGGAGUUUUUAAACGCAUAAAAACGUACUUGCUAUGGCAUACUUCACAGUCAAGUAAGUCAAGUUAGUCAGAUCAUCAUUAACAGGUAUUCUGCUCCUCAGAGAAGACGAUCGUUUGUUAGUCAGAAACGCGUGAGUUUGUAUGUGUUUACAUCCAGAACAAGGGUCUCUUGCAGACAUGGUCUCAUAAGAUAGGACUGCCCGCAGACCCCUCAAGUUCAUAGCGAAAGCGCGCAAGAUGUAGACUUGCAUGGGGAAUGAUUAUCCUUGAACAAGAGGUAAUGUUCUAAAAACAAAGGCAUUCUCGAAUCCGUCAUAGCCGCCUAACGGCGGCUGAUAUUGCCUCUGUAUAGCGAAGUUAAGAUAAGCUAAAUAAUGUCAUCAUCACAACCAGGUUCACAACAAUGAAUUCGAAUCUUCAAAACAAAAAGGUUGAAAAAAACGUACCCAACAAAAACUAGCAACUCAAUCAGUUGGGGGUCUAAAUUCUACAGCUGAGAAGGAGGUCUGACACCUCAUGAACCCUGUACACUGAGGAAACCUUAUCGUAAAAGCGGAAACACCAAAGUGAGGCCUUGAUCACGGUUUACUACAUUUCUUUAGGUUUCUGAGAAAUUACCCACCUACCCCUCCCCUAAGUCAACAUUUACACUUACUGCUCACUUAAGGCAAAAUGAUGAGUUAGGGGAGGAGUAGGUGAACAGUUUCCCAGAAACCUAAAUUGAUCCUAAUUUUCUACCAAAUAUCCUUUUCCUCUUCUUUUUAGAAAGGCGAUAACGAAUACUACGUUGUUUAAACCUCAUGGAGUGUCCGACCUCACAUCUUGGACGCUUACCAUUAAUUUUACCAGAACUUGCUGGCCAAACCAGUCCAGUCGUAAGGAGAAUUCCACUAUUGACCAGACCCGGGUUGUUCAAACGUUAGAUAGGGCUAUCCACCCGACAAAUCACUAUCCAGUGAAUAAGUAUUAACGAAACCAGUUGCGCUAUUCAGUAGUCUCCCUCGCAGCCGUUUUUAGUAUCGUCACGCAACGAGAGGGAGGAGCGUUGCGUGACGAUACUAAAAACGGCUGCGAGGGAGACUAGCUAUUCAGUGGAUAGAGAUUUAUCCAGUGGAUAGCGGUAUCCAAGCGUUAUCAACCUUUUGAACAACUGGGGCCAGGAUUGUCAAGCCAGAUCAGUUUAUCAAUAAGAUGCACGGCAGUGAUUAGUUUUAGUAAAAUUUUCGAGAAAAUAUGAAACAAAUAUUUCAUUGUCAAAAGUGACUGGUCCGACCACCCCUAGAUACUCUACCACAGACCAUCAUUUUUAUUUCCUAUCACAAGGUUGCACGGGCAACUGGGUCAAAAUUCGUCGCUAAAACGAUCCCAGAGUGCCAUUCGGUUAAGCAUCGACUCAAUCCCAAGGGCAAACUAAGGACCAUAUUCAAAGCAUUCCACGCCGGAUUCCACGUAAUUCUCAAAAUCCUGAUCCUGGACUAACACGCCCUCGACUGAACAACAUUAACAUACAACCAGAGUUUCGUACUGCAGCCAGUUGCAAGACGGCUAAACGGUAUGUUAUAAGUUAAGACGUCUAUACUUGCAGUAGCUAGCCUUCAAGUUUGUUUUUUAACAAUAUAAGAAGCAUACAUGAAAAAUAUUGUCGAGUGCAACGUUUCUUAAUGUUGAACGUGCAAAAAGCUCAAGUAGCGUCUGGGGUGAGCACGUGGUCCCAAGGGCAAACAAAGGACCGUAUUCAAAGCAUUCCACGUAAUCCUCAAAAUCCUGGACGAACACACCCUCGACUGAACAACAUCAACAUACUGCUUUCAAGGUCAAGUGAAGGCGAUACAACCAGAGUUUCGUACUGCAGCCAGUUGCAAGACGGCUAAACGGUAUGUUAUAAGUUAAGACGUCUGUACUUGCAGUAGCUAACCUUUCAAGUUUGUUUUUAACAAUAUAUCUCUGAAAUAUAAGUCGCAUACAUAAAAAAUAUUGUCGCGUGCAACGUUUCUCAAUGUUGUACGUGCAAAAAGCUCAAGUAGCGUCUGGGGUGAGCACGUAGGUAAAUUCAGUGCAUCCAAAAGAAGUCAAUUUUGCGCGUUGUGGUGGAUGUUUUUAAACAUCGGAGUAUUUUCAGUAUUUCAAAGUAUAAAUUGCACACUUUGCCUAGUCUUCCAGCCAUAGUUCUCGGGGGAGUUCGUUCUUUUCUGCUAUCUACGCCACUGUACAGUAUUUCGCAACGUGUACAUAUUGGAUAUAGGAUAUUGCAUUUUGUUUCGCAUGAAUGGUAAUGAAGAUGAACAGAUAUCAGCUAAAGAUUUCACAGUCCGUGGCAAUAUUGAAAACUCGUCAACUAAAUAUGCAACAUUGUGGAAAAAGUAAAAAAAAAAAAUCUGUGUGGCAAAUAUAAUGUUAAUAAGUGCAUACAUUGUUUUGGUAGAAUUUCGAGUUUUCAGCGUCGGAUACUUGGAAAAGCAAACUGAAAUUUUUAAGAGAGAAGUCGCAAUACUCUGUAAUAUAAUAUUCAUUGAUAUGUUCGUAACUCGUUAAGAAAAUCACGUUGAAAAGGGUAUGUUCAUCAACGUUUAAUGAAGGUAAUUGUGCCUUAUCCGUUCUAUUGUCUGAAGAUUUGUCCGUAUUGCGAAAGAAAUUGAUUUUAAUUUUUUUUUUCACCUUAAUACAGAAAAAUCAGGAUAGAUGAAGUUCUUUUAUGAUUAUGAAAUAAAAUUUUGGUCAGCUUGCAGCAGCAAAAUCACAGGUUUUCUCUGAUCCAGUGGCACUUUUUCGAGCCUUACUGCCCGACAGUCAUGCUUGAAUACAUUGCACAAUCGCUUAAUUAAUGUUCGAUCAUUUCCUCUGAUGAAAACUCGCGAAGUUUUAUAACAAAACAUUCGAAUUCCCAAUGCAAUAGAGUUGAAAAUAACACCUCUGCAAAAACAGAGUUAAAUGGGUUGUGUCACGGCUGUCGAGUUCAUUUUGUUUGUAUUGCAUUAAGAAUUUAAAACUGAAUUUGUAAUUUAUCCGGGUAAACGCCUUGACUGACUCUACUCGACCACAAACUAAAACCGUAUAGUUUAUUACCAUCAUUCAAACACUGAACCGGAUUUCUCUAACUGAAGCAGACUGCAAAAAAGGCUAAAGGGUUCGGAAUUGAGCCGAUAAAAAUGUACAACUGUAAAUGUAGAACCCAUUUAGGUUUGCGAGUUGUACUAAUUAUUCAUUUGUAUAAGUGACUGAUACACUGUAUUAUUUAGUUAAGGUAUUAUCCAGGGUAAAAAAUCAUCAUUUUUCAAAAAUUUUCAAUUUUUAGAUGAUUAAGUAGAGCUAAUCAAGACCUUUCUUUUAAAAAAAGAUUCCAGGAAAAAAUGUUUUUUCUGUGCAGACUUAUGGAGCGCAAAAGUUUUUUCUAUGCUAAUUAUUUUAAUUGAUCGUUGACGAGUCCUGUCAUAUUUGAUACGCAUGCCGCUGUUGUAUAGUGCUCACUGUUUUUCCCUGGAUUUCGGAAGUGAAUGCCUCCAAAGAAGAAAAAAGAGCUUGUCCGUUUUCGUCCUCGACUCCAAGACGAAAGAAGGCGACAAAAUCGUUUUGCAAAGUGUGGGCUUCGAAAUUAGCAGAGAGCGACAAGGGCUCCUACUACAAUCAAGAAAAAUAGCUAAAAAAUGACAAAGCUUCUGAAAAACCUAUUGAAACUACCUCGAAAUCGAGUUUCACGAGUUUCUUAGCGAGCGGAGCGAGCUUUUUAGGUCGCGAAGCGGCCAAGCGAGCGACAAAUUCGCGACAGGUCCCGCGCCAUAUAAAAAUCAGACGAAGGACUUUUUUGAAAGUCUAUUAGCGCGUCAGAGCAGCUUCAAGAAAAACUCCAGGGAGCGGUUUGUUGUCGAUUUUUUCAGGGAAGUGUCGAACUUUUAGAAAAUGUAUCGAGUAAAAGUUGGCUUGGCUCAAAAUGAAAACUGCCCGUCGCAAAUAACUAAAGAUGCUUUCUCGACAACAGAAGAGAGAAGAGCCUUUGAAAUAAAUAGUUCAUCUGUUGUCGGGUUUUGUUUGUAACCUUUUCCUGCUGUGUCGCUAUUGUUGUCCCUUUUCUGGUAUGCAUCAACAUUGACAGCUUUGGUGUUGUUACAGUCUCAUGAGGACCCGCAAGACCCCUGCGAAGUCGGUCAUCUGAAAUGACCGAUUGCGCAAUGUAAAACAAAAGACGUGUUGACAACUCAUAGAAUACGAUCCUCUCUAAAUCAUCAAGACUGAAUGUUUCAUUUUAUUUACAAGUCAUCGUUUGACAGCUUAACCAAAUUAAUUAGAAAUCUGAUUCAUUGCACUCAAUGGAAACACAGAAAAAAACUCGUGGGACCUUUCAAAGCAAGCCGCGACAAACGGCGAGUAAAACGCGUGAACAAUUUUGCGUGUGAGCUGCAAAUGCCGAGUUAAAAACUAUUUUUCUUGUGAGUGAAAUAUUUGGCUAAAAGCGAGGAAAACUAAAUGCACGCCGUAACAAUUAUUCCGAAACCAAAUCUUACAUAGAAUUCUUUAGUCAGUUUGCGAAGGUUAACGCAAAAUGUUUUAGUACAAUAUUUAUUUUGCCAACGGAAGGGGUAGUUUCGAAAACGAAGCACUCGAAAACGAAGACCGAAGCACGAAGCACCCAAAUCUCGAAAACGAAGCACCCAAAACUCGAAAACGAAGCGCCCAAAUCUCGAAAACGAAGCACCCAAAACUCGAAAACGAAGCCCCCUAGAUCGAAAACGAAGCACCCAAAACUCGAAAACGAAGACCCCUAAAUCUCGAAAACGAAGCACCCAAAACUCGAAAACGAAGCACCCUAGAUCGAAAACGAAGCACCCAAAAACUCGAAACCGGUCUGUCCUUUAUAAACACGAGACCAAUGCUAUUACAGCAGGAAUCAAGCACGAUAACGAAUCGAAUUCUCCUUUUCCCCACCAUAGAGCCUGGUCCCAGGCUAUUACCCUAGAACAAAUUCUGCCUGGAUCUGAUCUGAUCUGAUCACGCAGUGUCAUAGAUACCCAAUAUGUUAGACUGCAAAACAAUCGGUUUUUUUCUCAAAAUCAGUAAAGAAGUCGGUAAAGCGUGGCGUAAGAGUAAUACGGGCAAGCCUGUCACACUCCGUUUUCAGCCUCGUUUCAGACCUUUUGUGUUACUGCUCACGCGUACUUGAAUACGCCAAAAUCUGCUGACGGACAGCUUUGAAGACUACAUAAACAUGUACGUGUACCGAAAAAAUGCAUAUUAAGGUAAGAUGUAUCAACAAGAGAGGUAUCAAGUAUAGCGGGACUAAUAAUAAAAUUAAUACAGGAUAUCCUAUUUAGAAACGUUCAGUGAAACAGUUGGUUAUAAAACCUUGGGAUGGAUUUUGUGGACCUUUGGAGGUGCGGACGCAUCCGCUGCCUCCACCUGAUUCGGAUUGCGUCAUGUAAGACGUAAAGUUGCACUUAUUAAACCUACAGUGGUUUCGAGUUUUGAGUGCUUCGUUUUCGAGAUUUAGGGGUCUUCGUUUUCGAGUUUUGGGUGCUUCGUUUUCGAGUUUUGGGUGCUUCGUUUUCGAGA